AUGAACGCGACUCCUACGAAUCGGCUCAAACUGACGCCGGGUAAUUCCCCUUAUCUUCAACGACCAACCUCCCGAACCCCCCUUCGCGGACGCCUCCCCCAUGAGUCUCGCCUCUCUCUCAAGCGGGUGAUCGGCACCACCUGUGCCUCGCCCACGGGCUUUGACACCGUAAACUCCUCUUUCGCUUACAUCGCCGGCGGUGCCGUCGUAGUUGUCGACGUCGACGGCGAGCACUACGCCCAGCGCUUCUACCGCGCCCGCCCGACCGCCACUCCUGUCUAUGGCUCCGCGUCCCUGUCGAACAACUACUCGGCACCAUCGACGCCCAAGGCCAAUGAUAGUAGGAACCGGGUCGCGGCUGGAAUCCGCGAGUCGCAGAGCUGGUCCGACUCGCCAAGCUCGACAUGGACGAGCCGUGAGCGCAUCAAGGCGGCGACAUGUCUGGCGCUGAGCCGCGACGGAAGAUAUCUAGCCGUUGGCGAGACUGGCUACGCUCCGCGCGUGCUUAUCUUUAACCUCGAGGAUGCAUCGUCCGAUGUGCCCUUGGUUUCCCUUAGCGAGCACGGUUUCGGCGUGAGGGUGGUGGCUUGGUCGUCCGAUACCAGAUGGCUUGCUUCUCUGGGCACUUCCAACGACGGCUUCCUUUUCAUCUGGAGAAUCGACCCCCGUACGGGCGCAGCUAAGCUGUACCAGCAAAACCGAUGCACUUCCACUAUUAAGGGAAUGGUGUGGAUGGGCAACAGCCUGGUGACGCUCGGUGUGCGGCACAUCAAGAUAUGGCGAGUCGAGGAACCCCAGUCGACCUCUCCGUCAAAGUCUAGGUUCAACGAGGCCAAUUCCACCCCUCAGCCGCCCCAGAGACUUCUUAACGGGCGCAACGUGCUUCUCGGCUCACUGCUUGAAGCAUCCUUCAGUUGCGCGGCCGUGGUCGACGAAACGAAUAUCAUUAUCUGCUCCGAGGCCGGCGACGUGUGCAUGGUGGAGGACGAUGGAAAACAAACGAGACUCAUUAAGUGCCUCAAUGUGGACUUUCCUAUCACCUCUAUCACCAUCAGGCAUGCUACCGCAUACCUAUCAGGAAAGGCAGGCCAAGUCGCGACGCUUAAUGUGAGAGCGGUACUUGACAGCCUUCCGGACAGCGUGCUUUCCCAAAGCGUGGCGCCGUCUGGGUUGGUAGCCAUGGGCUUUCUCACAGAAAACCUCGUCACCAUCGAUGAGAAGCACACCGUCGAUAUAUGGAGCUCCAGCUACCUGCCAGGGAAGAACGAAGAAGACCCCUCCCAUGUUUCCAUACCGGGCCACGGAGACCAGAUUCUUGGUAUUCAGACCUUGGCGAAGCCGAACGACCAAGGCGCAGAUUUCUUUACCUGGUCCGGCUCUGGCAAGGUCAUCUUCUGGGACAUGAAAGGUAGGAUCAAGUGUUCGCUCGAUGUGCCCAUCGAACAGGCCAUCCCUGAGAACGAGAUGGACCCGGUCAAUCAGCUCAACGUGGUCCGAGCCACCAGGGCUGGGAAGAUGCUUGUAGCAGCCGACAAGUUUGGAGUCCUCAGAAUCAUGGACUUGUCGACAAAGGAGUGUCUGCUUGAGACGAAGGCGCAUUCUUCGGACUGCCAGGAUAUCACCAUCUACGAAGACGACAACAAGUUUCUGCUGGCGACAUGUGGUAGGGACCGGACAGUACAGCUGUUCCACCGCUCAUCAACCGGAGAGUUUCGGCACUACCAAACGCUCGAGUUCGCCGCCAGAGUCGUACAAACUCUCAUUCCGGCAGAGGACAAAAUCAUAACAUGCUCUCUCGACAGGACUUUGCAAGUCUAUGACAUAGUCUGCAAGGAGGACGAUGUUGACGAAAUUGCUGCUCUCCCCUCGCGGACCAACAUCCUGAAGGCAGCGCCGACGUCCUUUGCACUGGGUCUGGACGACAGAACCGCAUUCGUCUCCAUGUUGGACCGCUCGGUCUGCCAGUACGAUCUCUCCAAUGGCAAGCUUCUCAACUGCUUCAAGUGUGUUGACGAAGGCGGAUACGAAACAGCCAUAAUGGACUCACUGAUCUUCAGUCAGCCUUCCGGCAAAGACUCGGGCGUUCUGCUAGGCGUAUCGAACACAGACAAAUCCGUACGUCUCUACGAUGCUCACUCUGGCCAGUUCGUGGACAGAGAAUGGGGACACACGGAGGCCAUUAACGGCGUUACGUUGACUGACGACGAUGAUGGCUCUCAAAGAGUCAUUAGCGUCGGAUCGGACGGCACUGUGAUGCUCUGGGGUAUAGAAGGCGAAGACGCUGCGCCGUCCUCGAUUAGCAGAGACCCGUCGCCCAUGAAAGACGGAUCUGCUGCUGCCAGACCACCACUGAGGCGCGUGCUCUCAAAAGCCGAACUUGCUGAGUUCCAGCGGCCCUCUUCUGCGCAAGGGGGCCGUCGAUCGCCUCCUAGAACCAUUCGGAGGCGGACGUCGCGUUAUGGCUUGAGCAACAGCGUCAGCACGCCCAAGACGGCUAUGCAAAGCAGCCCGCUCGCCGAGGAUACCCCGUCGCGGCGGUCUUCCGGCAGCCAGUCAGGCAGCCCACCGAUCAGCCCGAAGUCUAGAACGUCUAGGCGACCCUCACUUCCGUCCUUGGGCCUGCCACCGAAAAAGAGCUCGCCGAACCUGCGCGGUUUUGGUAGCCUCAACAUGGCCACCGAGCAGACCUGCCGUUCGCUGAGAGCGUACAGAAAAAAGCUUUCAUCCGCGGACCCUCUCAGCGAAGACGUCAUUUUCGAGCUCGAACAAGAAUUGCGACUGACGGCCGCCGCGCUUGGUGAACGGGCCACGAGGACUAAAGCCAUGCACGACACCGCACUUCUCAGUGGCCUCCUUGACCAGUACGAGGAGCGUCUGGCUUCUAUGCUCGACGAGAAGUUGCGAAACACCUUCCAGGCGAGAGAGGUCACCACUCCAAGCGAGGAGCGAGAAGAGGUUCUCCUCUCCCAGCGACCGGGCACGGCCGGUGGCGAAACAAACUCUACAGUAUCAUCAUCAUAA
Colletotrichum higginsianum IMI 349063 is the source of this 3021-nucleotide messenger RNA. RefSeq names its product WD domain-containing protein. Gene Ontology annotation, molecular function: protein binding. Bases 1 to 3021 code for a protein of 1006 amino acids. Lineage: Eukaryota; Fungi; Ascomycota; Sordariomycetes; Glomerellales; Glomerellaceae. Gene Ontology annotation, biological process: regulation of mitotic cell cycle; mitotic spindle organization. Gene Ontology annotation, cellular component: mitotic spindle. The transcript has a single exon. The record is from RefSeq and is a predicted model, not a curated record.